UUUCCAUUCUCUUCUUUUCUCUCCACAUUUCUCUUCUUUUCUUUUCUUUUCUUUUCUUUCUUUAAAUGAAACUCUAGAGGUGUAAGUAUAAUAAUGUCAAAAGCUCCAAAUUUUUGGUUCUAGAAUCAAAUUGGUUGAGCCAACCUGCUGCUUAUUGUAGGUUCCGACGAAGACGGAGUCGGUGAAAUGAAUCUGAUGCAAGCGGUGGGAAUCGUGAAAUUCAUGGCUUGCUCACACACAGACUUUCUUCAACACCUCAAAUGGAUUUCUUGGUCUAAGCGGAGCGAUACUGAUCUAAAUCUAUCAGACGCUAUUUGAUGGCAAGCCAAGCACCUUCUUGCUAUGUUCGAUGUGUUUCCAACGGAUGUGUCUCUUCUACCAAACACCAUUUAAAUGGCUUUUAGUUGAUCGCUCUAGCCGUUGUUGCAUAUCUGAUGAUCAUAAUUGUCUUUCAAAACAUGUUUGCAUUCCAAUCAGGGGCUCACAUCCUUACAACUAUUGUUCUUGUGUUCACCUCUUCAAAAAAAUUGUAAGAUGUGUUUUCGUUGAUCGCUCUAGCUGUGGUGGUUUUGUGUCUGAUGUGUUUUUACACCCAUACGAUCAUUGUUUAUCUUCGCAUCAGAGGGUUUUAUGCGUUGAUUUUGCAAAGACGAUCGAAGCAACUUCUAUUGUGAUUUUUGACAUUGCUUCUACUUGAUCGAUUCAGUUUUACUCGGUAUAAAUAAAACUUAAAAUUUAUAAACAUAUAAUAUAAUAAUUAUUGAAGAAGAAAAGAAAAAUAAAUAUAAUCAGAAACAGAUAUCACAGAGGCGGAAUUGACCGGGGAUAUUAGAAUUCUCUCGCCGGAAAAAAUGGCGGUGAAUAACAACAAAUGGAUCGCUACGGUUGCCAGCAUAUGGAUUCAGUGCACAAGUGGCUCACUCUACACUUUCUCCUUCUAUUCCCCCGCAAUCAAAGCCAGUCAAGGAUAUGAUCAGUCAACCCUAGAUAUCGUCUCCGUCUUCAAAGACUUCGGCGCCAACUCCGGUGUCCUAUCUGGCUUACUCUACUCCGCCAUCGCCUCUCCGUCUUCCACCUUCACUUUCCGAGGAAGAAGCUGCGGUGGGCCGUGGAUUGUACUCUUGACUGGUGCGAUUCAGUGCUUUGUCGGUUACUUUCUGAUGUGGCUUUCCGUCACCGGAACGAUUCCUCGGCCACCACUACCCUUCAUGUGUUUAUUCAUGCUGUUAGCUGCUCAUGGAGUCACCUUCCUCAACACGGCCAAUGUUGUCACUGCUGUUCUCAACUUCCCUAAUCAGAGUGGCACCAUUGUCGGCAUCAUGAAGGGGUUUCUUGGGUUGAGUGGAGCAAUACUACUUCAACUAUAUCAAACAAUAUUCAAAGACGAACCAACACCAUAUAUUCUCAUGUUAUCCCUGCUUCCAUUGCUAAACACUUUGAUCUUCAUGUGCAAUGUAAAAUCCUUCCAAAGAAACGAAAUCAACGAAAAGAAACAUCUCAACACUUUAUCACUCAUUUCCCUAAUCAUUGCAGCCUAUCUUUUCUCCAUCAUAAUCAUACAACAAACACUUCCCCUAAACUUACCAACACGCAUCAUCAUCUCCCUUGUUCUUCUCAUUCUUCUAGCAUCACCUCUCUACGUUACACUCAAAUCACAUUCAACUCAAAACUACCAAUCACUAAAUACCAAUCAAGAAAUCUUAGAAGAACAUGAACUUGAAAACGAGCAUGAAUCUGAAUCCAUCAAACACGACAAGAAUCUUUUACAAGCUAUAUGCACAGUAAACUUCUGGUGUUUAUUUCUUACAACAGCAACAGGAAUGGGUACAGGGUUAGCAACUGUGAACAACUUAGCCCAAGUGGGUGAGUCUUUAGGCUACAGUAGCCAUGAGACUACGACUCUAGCCUCAUUAUGGAGUAUUUGGAACUUUGCGGGCCGGUUUGGUGCUGGAUAUGUUUCGGACCAUGUUCUUUAUACUAAAAAAUGGGCUAGACCGGUUUUCAUAGCAAUCACUUUAGGGUUCAUGAGUAUAGGCCAUUGUGUGAUUGCUUCUGGGUUUCCUGGGGCUCUUUAUGUGGGUUUUGUUUUGGUGGGUGUUUUUUAUGGGUCACAGUGGUCGUUAAUGCCUACAAUUGCUUCUGAAGUUUUUGGGGUUUCACAUUUUGGGACGAUUUUUAAUACUAUUACAAUUUCGGGUCCGAUUGGGUCGUAUUUUAUUUCUGUGAGGGUGAUUGGGUAUCUUUAUGACAGAGAAGUGGGUCGAGGGGUGACAGAGUAUUGCAGUGGAACUCACUGUUUUCGGUUGUCUUUUGUUAUUAUGGCGUUUGUGACGUUUAUGGGGUCUAUGGUUGCUAUGUGGUUGUUCUUUCGGACUAGAGGGUUGUAUGAAAAGAUUGUGGUAAAAAGAGAGUUGUUCUAGCUGAAAAAAGUGGGAGGAUUAUCUUAUUGAUUAGUCGUUUAAGUGUAAGAAUGUGUAGAUAAAAUCAAUAAUGAAAUUUGUUUGUGUUGAAAGAAA
Lactuca sativa (garden lettuce) is the source of this 2516-nucleotide messenger RNA. The record is from RefSeq and is a predicted model, not a curated record. NCBI's taxonomy places the organism in Eukaryota, Viridiplantae, Streptophyta, Magnoliopsida, Asterales, Asteraceae.